Microtus ochrogaster (prairie vole) is the source of this 917-nucleotide messenger RNA. RefSeq names its product unc-45 myosin chaperone A (gene Unc45a). The transcript is spliced from 6 exons. Lineage: Eukaryota; Metazoa; Chordata; Mammalia; Rodentia; Cricetidae. Gene Ontology annotation, cellular component: cytoplasm. The record is from RefSeq and is a predicted model, not a curated record. Gene Ontology annotation, molecular function: Hsp90 protein binding. Bases 86 to 838 code for a protein of 250 amino acids.
CCCGGCAUCUUGCCGAGACCAGAGUUGCUUUUGCUCCAGAGACUGCUCCUGCGCCGGCCGGCUCGGAAGGAAGCUCAGCUCCGCAAUGACUGCCAGCUCAGCCGAGGAGCUGCGGAAGGAGGGCAACGAGCUGUUCAAAUGCGGGGAUUACGAGGGUGCCCUGACCGCCUACACCCAGGCCCUGAGUCUCGGCGCGACGCCCCAGGACCAGGCCAUUCUGCACCGAAACCGGGCUGCUUGCCACCUCAAGCUGGAGGAUUACAAUAAAGCAGAAUCAGAGGCGUCUAAAGCCAUCGAAAAGGACGGCGGUGAUGUCAAGGCGCUUUACCGCCGAAGCCAAGCGCUGGAGAAGCUGGGCCGCCUGGACCAGGCUGUCCUUGAUCUGAAGAGAUGUGUCAGCCUGGAGCCCAAGAAUAAAGUUUUCCAGGAAUCCUUGAGGAACAUUGGGGGCCAAAUUCAGGAGAAGGUGCGGUACAUGUCCUCAACAGAUGCCAAAGUUGAGCAGAUGUUUCAAAUACUGCUGGACCCCAAAGAGAAAGGCACAGAGAAGAAGCAAAAGGCGUCUCAGAACCUUGUGGUACUGGCCCGAGAGGAUGCAGGAGCUGAGAAGAUCUUCCGGAGCAAUGGGGUUCAGCUCCUGCAAUGCCUGCUGGACACGGGAGAGACCGACCUCAUGCUGGCGGCCCUGCGCACACUGGUCGGCAUUUGCUCCGAGCACCAGUCGCGGGUAGGUGGUGUGGAGAGGUCUAGUUAUUGCUUCAGUCUGUCUGUCUGUCCUUUUGUCUAUGAAUUCCACCUACCUGUCUACUCUUCCACUCCUCGUCUUCUCCAAAAAUAGUUUAAAGCACAGAUAGGAGCUAUACAGCUAUGGGGGAAAAAAAAAGAACAGAAAAGACAAAUAUAAAUUAGGAUGGAGU